AUGCUCGACACGAACAGCCGACAAGAGCUUAGCUUUGAGCCAACAAUGAUCCCUGAAAGCUGGAAGCUUCACGGUACGCGGUCGGAUGCAGAUCGCAUCAUGAAAAUCUCCUUCAUGCCAUUGGGCUCUGGUAGAAACAUGUUCCACGAAGGCCUGAAGAGACUCAAUGGCAAAGGGCCUCGACGCCAGGUGGCACGCGUGCAUAUGCAACAUCAUCAACCGUCCUCCGUGAUAUGA
Messenger RNA from Paracoccidioides lutzii Pb01, 237 nucleotides. RefSeq lists its product as hypothetical. The transcript has 2 exons. The record is from RefSeq and is a predicted model, not a curated record. Bases 1 to 237 code for a protein of 78 amino acids.